Molecule: messenger RNA, 1122 nt
Organism: Periconia digitata
Lineage: Eukaryota; Fungi; Ascomycota; Dothideomycetes; Pleosporales; Periconiaceae
Source: the annotation of a GenBank genome assembly
CCCUUCUAUGUAUCGCAAAUGUUCGCGAAAACGCUUUCGGCUAGCCAUCAGCAUGGGAAAAGGUUGAGUGAACCGAGAAUACGUCAGCUGGGUUCAUUAGUCACAUGGCUCUGCCUGUCUUUCUGCUCUGAGAGACUAGAAAUUUGUGAUUUCUGGAAUCCUUUUAGAAACUUCGUGAACCUGGAACAUCUGGAAUUAUUCGCAGACUGGGGCCGACCGAGAAAGCUGGUUCCAUUUUCUGCCCCAGAAUACGGCCUCACUCAAUUGCGAACGCUGAAACUGCGCGGAUAUCUGCCAAUGGAGUUCGUACAAUGGCUUUUGAACGAGCCCGCGCACGUGGAAGAAUUGCAGUUGUGCGUUCUAGACUUCCCCGGCAUUCAUUGCGGUGGCCAUGGGGAACCGGAGCAAUUUUUUGAAGCCAUACCGCCUCACAUGCGGGAUCAGGUAGUUAUGGAUGCCAUUGAAGACCGUAGACGACUGCGAGGGCUUGCAAGAUUUGCGGAUUAUCAAGAUAAAGCGAUUGCACCUCGAUCCCUAGCAUGCUUGUCAUUCGAUACAAUUAGGCGUUUCAAAAAGCUCAACAAGUUAUACCUUUAUAAGCCAGCGGCUGGACGUGAUCAUGACGAUCUGGAAGUAUACUUCUCGGUAUCAUCAGAAUUUCGAAUUCUCCUGGAAUGGAGAGAUCUGAUACUCGCUACACGCAACACUUUGGAGUACAUCAUAUUCGAUCAACGCCCAGUGUGCGAUCUUCGCGAAAGUGAUGACCAGGCGGAAAUCGUCUGCGAGGUUUCUCACGGUGAUUCAUACAAGCGCUUUGUCGACAUAGUUCUCCCUACUUUGAUCCAGGGUGAAACAUUCCCAGCUCUGCGAAUGAUCCGGCUAUUUGGUUUUGAACCGUACGAAGAUGACCCCUGCAAGGAAGGCCCUCAAGAAUUUGAAUUACUAGGAGAAAGUGAAAACGUGCCCGCUCUGCUACAGGCCGCGUUUCCGGAGGCGAAAAUCACAAAUCACAUUGGCCGGCCGAUAUUCAUACAUAAAAAAUGGGGAGAGCUUUACGGUGGGGGCGAUGUGCUUAAUGACACUGCUGGCUUGCUUACAAUUGGGGAGAUGAUUAUGUAUUGA